Messenger RNA from Theileria parva strain Muguga, 891 nucleotides. RefSeq lists its product as uncharacterized. The coding region runs from base 173 to 871 and encodes 232 amino acids. NCBI's taxonomy places the organism in Eukaryota, Apicomplexa, Aconoidasida, Piroplasmida, Theileriidae. The transcript is spliced from 3 exons. Gene Ontology annotation, molecular function: GTPase activity; GTP binding. The record is from RefSeq and is a predicted model, not a curated record. Gene Ontology annotation, cellular component: endosome.
GAUAAAUAAAAUAAUUAUUGAAUUAUUUUUAAAUAAUUAUUUAACUUGGUUGAGUUAAAAAAUUGUGUAUUGGAGUAGUUUGGGUGUAAUAUGGUGUGGCACGGAUGUGUGGAUGUUUGAGGUGUAAAUGAGGAUAAAUUUGUUGAAAAAAUGUUAGUUUAGUGUAAUUUUAAUGGCCGACGAGGACUACGAACACGUUUAUAAAAUUAUUCUCCUAGGCGACGCCACAGUCGGAAAAUCUCAUUUGUUGUGUCGGUAUAUAAGGGGUGACUUACCUGUGCAGGCGAAGGCUACGAUAGGUGUUGAGUUUGCUACGAGGACGGUGCCUUUGGCGUCUGGUGGUAGUGUAAAGGCUCAGAUUUGGGACACUGCGGGCCAGGAGCGGUACCGCAGUAUCACCAGCGCUCACUACAGGAGAGCCGUAGGCGCGCUUUUAGUCUACGAUGUGACAAACCGAAGCUCCUUUUACAACUGUAAAAAGUGGCUCGACGAGCUCAGAGCCUCGUCGUACGACGAUAUCGUAAUCCUACUCAUCGCCAAUAAAGUCGACCUCACCAACACACAGGAAGGGGAUAACGUGAGAUUGGACGUGGUAAUGGCGGUGGAGGGUAUGGAGUUUGCGAGUGAGAAUAAUUUGCACUUUUUCGAGGCGUCUGCUGUCACGGGCUACAACGUGAAGGAGAUUUUUGAGUUUCUGAUACAGCAAAUUUACAACUUAAAGUCACGCCUACCCUCGGUCACCGAGCGCAUCACAAGCUUCAACAGCAUAGUACCAAAUUUACACACAGACAAGAUUAAUAAAAGGGAUAAACUGACACAGCUAGGCUGCCUCGAACAGGGCUGCUUCAACACCAAUUGUAACACACAAUAACAAUAAUAUUAUUUUAUUUA